Hibiscus syriacus is the source of this 333-nucleotide messenger RNA. RefSeq lists its product as uncharacterized. The record is from RefSeq and is a predicted model, not a curated record. The transcript is spliced from 2 exons. NCBI's taxonomy places the organism in Eukaryota, Viridiplantae, Streptophyta, Magnoliopsida, Malvales, Malvaceae. Bases 1 to 333 code for a protein of 110 amino acids.
AUGCUGCUGAAGAAAGGUGGCGUGACCAUGGUGAAAAAUGAGGAUAAUGAAUUCUUAAUGAUGAGGACCGUCACGGGUUGGAGGAUUUAUGUGGACUACCAAAAGCUCAACAAGGGGACGAAGAAUGACAAAUUCCCCCAUUCAUCGAUCAAAUGCUUGAUCGUUUGGCGGGCAAGGCAUUUUAUUGCUUCAUCGACGGAUAUUCUGGAGGUGUAUGAUAGCCAUUUUUCAGACAUGGUGGAAGACUUCUUGGAAAUUUUCAUGGUUGAUUUUUCCGUAUCAGGUGAUGACUUUGACAGAUGCCUCGACAAUUUAUUUAAAGUGCUAAAGUGA